AUGGCUGACGAGGACGCGCACACCCGCUCCUCCUCAUCCAGCACCGCCUCUUCACUCAACAGCCACUCGUCGCGCUCCAAGACGGCGAGGGAGUCGGAUGCCCAUUCGUGGGCGGAGAGGAGGAAGGCACUCAAGCCGGUGCAGGUUGGAGAGCAGAGGCGGUCGCAGGGGUUGAGGAAGAAGAAUGCGCGAGAUGACUCGUGGGAUGCUGAGGCGCUCUCGCCGACGAGCGAGGGAGAAGCGGGAUCUCUUUUUGCAGCAGCUGGGAAAGUCAAGCACAUCGUCGACGAGAACAAGCGGCUGAAGCAGGAAGUCGCUGGUUUGCGUGCUGAGCGAGAUGCAUGGAAGCGCAACUUGGACGACUUGCGCUAUACUCUCGCGACGGUCGCCGCCGAACGCGACGCUGCAAAGCUCGACGUUGCUCAGCAUGAAGACGAGCUGCUCAUCCUCCGGCAGACGCAUGAGGGCCACGCAACCGAGGUUGCGGACCUGCGGAAAGCGAAGGAGUUUGCUGAAGUUGAGCGCGCCGUCGCUCUCGACUCGCUCUCGCAGCUCAAGGCUCGGCACGAACUGGAACAGCAAGACCUGAAGGCCGAGGUCGUCAAGCUCACGAGCCGGCUGGAAAAGGUGGAAGGCGAGCUCGCGCAGACGCAGGCCGACCAGGAGGAACAGCACGACGCGUGCAUGCAGCUUAUGGAGGAGCAGGAGAAGCUCGAACUCGCUUACGAAGCUGCGCUGAGCGAGCUGAAUGAGUACAAGCGACGCUGUGGCGAGGUUGUGCCGGACGAACCGCUGGACGGAGUCGAAGAGAGUGACCUCGACGCCGACGCUUCGUGGCAGGAAAUUGACCCCGCAGAGACUGUUCCAGCCGUACAAGCAUGGCCGACGAAACGAGGGCACGGCAGGAGACGCCUUGUAUCGAAACGCCGCAUCGGCCCGCCGCAGCUCAUCUACUCGACGUCGCUGCAGACGAACAGCGACGUGCGGCUGGUCAAGAACGACGUCGAGCAGCUGAAGCAGACACUCGCUCUCCUCGUCCAGGAGCGUCGUAACUCGCUCGCAAGCGAUUCACCCGUCGGCGACCACUCGACGUGA
This is a messenger RNA of Rhodotorula toruloides NP11, 1095 nucleotides long. RefSeq lists its product as uncharacterized. NCBI's taxonomy places the organism in Eukaryota, Fungi, Basidiomycota, Microbotryomycetes, Sporidiobolales, Sporidiobolaceae. The transcript is spliced from 14 exons. Bases 1 to 1095 code for a protein of 364 amino acids. The record is from RefSeq and is a predicted model, not a curated record.